AAUUUACUCUCUGCCUACCUCCAGCGCGUUCUCCGGCGCCCAAUAAAGCGCGUAGCCGCUUCUUGUUACUCUCUAUACCCUAGAGCCUCUCGAACUCUUUCCUGUCACUCCACCAUGUCAGGCUUGUUCGGCAAUCUAGGCGGCCAAAACAAACCAGCAGUAAGUGGAUUGUUCGGUAACAGCGCAACUACAGCGCCAGCAUCUACAACAAAACCAGCGCCAGUAUUUGGGUCCGUAACCCCUUCGGUUCCUCAAAAUCAGAACAGCAGUCUGUUUGGCUCAACAGCAGCCCAGCCGCAACAAGCAGGGAUUGGUUUUGGCAACCCUCCAGCGACCACGACAUCACAAUCGACAGCGAUUUUUGGGGGAAGCUUGGGCGCUACACCCGCGUUCGGAAAUACAGGACAGUCAAAACCAAACCUCUUUGGUGGUGCCCAGACGAAUACGACAUCACAAUCGACCGGAUUAUUUGGAGGAGGAGCGGGUGCUACGCCAGCGUUUGGAAAUGUAGGGACAGCAAAUGCGGCCAGCAAUCCGCCCGCUGGAAACAGCUUAUUUGGAGGGUUGGGAAGCAAUACCUCGCAGUCACAACCAGGUCAGCAAUCCAUUGGUGGAAGCCUUUUCAGCUCGACGUUUGGAGCUCCGCCGCAGGGGCAAACACAACAGCAGCAAUCGCAACCGCAAUCGUCAGGCUCGCUCUCGCAAUCAACCACGGCUCCUUCGCAAUCUGCCUACUUUGACCAUCUCCUCGAACGAGGGAAGAAAAGGAAUCGACAACAGAAUGAUGCAGGGCAAUUCAACGAGCUCCCGAGCCUACAGCUUGGUCUUGGGGACAUUGCUAGAAAAGUGCGCAACCUAGGCGCAAGCGGAGCACCAAUAGCUCAAGCGCGCGACAGCAAAGCACACUAUUUACUUGCAGCGUCAGGCGUUUCGACAGGAGCUGCGUUGAAAGACCUCAAUUCGUUCAAGGCGCAAGCUGGGAUCGGGGCAGCGGUGUCUUCCCAGGCCGCAGAUACCGACGUAGACACGUACAUUGCCAAUCUCCAAUCACAAUCCACACUUGCUAUGAUUGCAGAGGGUUUGGAGCAGUCCAAGCGCGACUUCGAUACAUUUCUGGAAGACAACGUUCAGAUGGAAUGGGAUGCGCAACGUAAACGUAUAUACGAACACCUUGGCCUGUCUAAGCCACAUGAGGACAUAGAUGGCGAACAUAACUCUCCGAAUCCAGCAGUCCGGGGCGCUUUUGGGAAAUCUAGCCGUCGGAAUCGAUUAGGAGGUACCACAAAUGGUGCGGGAAUGUCUCUCAGGGGAGCAAACAUGGGUCGAUCAGUCAUUGGGACACCCAGCAAUAGCCGAUUUGGCAGAAGUCAUGCGGGAGCAGACACCGGCGAUAAAUCAGGUCCUGGUGCUCAGCCAGAGAAUCCAUUGACCCGUGGCAAGCAAGAGAAGUUUGCAGAGAAGGUCAGGGGUCUGAACACAGCGAGGGAUAGAGACUGGACUUAUGCUAUUCUGGCGCAAUUCUCCGAAGUCGAGUCACAGUCUGGAACAGACACUUCGCAACAAUACGUAGAUGCCUAUAAGGCACUCAUGAACAUCACUGGAGAAGUUGCGACGGAACGUCCGACUGAUCCUGGGUCGAUAAGGGAACGACAGUAUGCGAAAGCAUACUUAGAUGAUAGCACAAACACGGCCGACAGCAUUCAUAUACGCAAGCGCAUUCUGAGUGGAUCACUCAAGUUUUUGGAAAACAAAUUUUUACUCGACGUACAAAAUGCGGUCGACAAGAAUCGACAAGAAGCAGCUCCAGGCGGUGUUCCAUCAAUCAUCAGUACCGUACGUGCUUACAUCACACUUCGUGCGAAUCGCAAAGAGCUCUGCAAGAAUCCCGAUCUACUCCAAAUAGUAGGGGAUGACUACUGUUGGGUAGUAGUCUUCUAUCUGCUCAGAGCUGGCCUGAACUCAGAAGCCGUCAACUAUGUCAAGGAACGUGAGCGCGCUUUCCGGGCAUUUGAUCGUCGCUUUCUAGAGUACAUCACAGCUUAUGCGAAAGAUCCCGAGCGAAGGUUGCCGCGUGAGAAGCAACAAAGCUGCAGUAACGAGUUCAAGAACCGCAUGCAGAAUCCAGACCUAGAUCCCUACCGCCAGGCCUGUAACAAGAUAGUUGGACGCUGUGAUCUUGGAAGGCGCACUCUUGGAGAACUUACUCAAGGUAUGGAUGACUGGGUAUGGCUACAGUUCAAUCUAGCCCGCGAAACCAAUCGUGUCGAAGACAGUGCGGGUGAGGCCUUUGGUCUGGACGAAUUGAGGAGUACAAUGGCCGAAAUUGGCAAGAAGCAUUUUCCUCUGGGCACCGAGGGCACCAACGGCUUUACAGUGUUCUUCUUCUUACAGAUUCUGGCGGGCAUGUUUGAAGAGGCUGUAAGCUACCUGUACCAACACAACUAUGUAUCGGCCGUCCACUUCGCCAUCGCUCUUAGCUACUAUGGGCUUCUUCGCGCCUCAGACUUUGCUACAUCCGGCUCGGAGAUCCUCACCUUUACGACACGGAACAAACCACAGCUCAAUUUUGCUCGUAUGAUUGGUCUCUACACUAUGGACUUUCGGGCUGCCAAGUCAGAUGUCGCUGUCGAGUAUCUUAUCCUCAUUGCUCUCAACGCCGAUCUGCCCGGUCAACUCGGCCAAACCCACACCGAUGUUUGCCAGGAAGCUCUUCGGGAGCUCGUUCUCGAAACGCGUGAAUUCGCGUCUCUGAUCGGCGACAUCCGCAACGAUGGCCAACGUAUCAAAGGCGCCAUCGAACGCCGUCUUCGCUUAGUCAAGCUCCAGUCGGACAAUGACUUCCUGCGCAAGGUGACCAUCAACGCAGCACAUGUCGCCGACAGCAACGGCCGCAUGACCGAUGCCGUGCUUCUCUACUACCUCUCUAACGAAAUGUCCAAAGCCUUCGACGCCGUUCUACGCGUCGUGUUCGAAUACCUCGCCACCGACCUGGGCACGUCCGCCACAAUCGAGCCCCUGAAGCCACGCGCGACAGACACGCAGGCCAACGCACCAACAAACAGUAGUCUCAGUCUCCUCGCAACUGAAGACCCCCUGCAGCUUGGCGAAGCCUUCAAACAGCUGCGCGAGCGCUGGGGUGACGUGAACAACUAUACUACGCAGACCAUGGAGCAGGACGCGCUCUUGAACGUCCAACUGCUCAUGGUCAAAGCGAAGCGGCUCGUCGAGGCUGGGAACUGGGGCGCGGCGCUGGACUGCAUGACUCAAUCCAACAUCCUCCCACUCUCAGCCAAAGGAAACACAGCAGCCAUCCGGCAGAGCGUGACCAACAUGAACCAGUGGGACUACAUCAUGCGCAAUGCCGGCAACUUCAUUCUCUGGGCCAUCCUGUGCUGCGGCAAGCAGCGCGAGGUGAUUAUGCAGCGACAGUACGAGAAUGCGCAGAGCAAGAAUGUGGCGGACGACUUGCUGCAGAAGGCGCGGGAUCUCAUGGUGUUUGCGGGCCUGGUCCGGUAUAAGCUGAGCCCGAGGGUGUACGAGGCGUUGGCGGAGGUGGGGCAGGAUGUUGGUGUUUGAUGAGGGAGAUCUGGGGAGGCUCGGGAGAUGAUUGUUUUCGGUCUGGUUGUGGGGGUAUUGCCGUGGUUUGUGGGAGCAAUUCGCACGAUGGGCACAAGUCUCGACGUGAUGAGAGAGAGAGAGAAGGGGAAUGUAUGAUAGAGGCAAAACGCGGCCUAGCUGGUUGCUUGGAUAGAUGGAGAGAGACACAACGAUAAUAAACUCUGUGUUUGCCAUGACGUUGUGUUGUCUCUCCGGGAUGAUUAUAGAUGCAAGUUCAUGAUUCUAAUUACAAUAGUCCAGUGUCGGCAUAUGGCGUGUAUACUGUAGUGAGGUACUAGUAUCGCCGCCCCCCAGGCCACCG
Messenger RNA from Pseudovirgaria hyperparasitica, 3919 nucleotides. RefSeq names its product NIC-domain-containing protein. Gene Ontology annotation, molecular function: structural constituent of nuclear pore. Gene Ontology annotation, cellular component: nuclear pore. The record is from RefSeq and is a predicted model, not a curated record. The transcript has 4 exons. Bases 115 to 3576 code for a protein of 1153 amino acids. NCBI's taxonomy places the organism in Eukaryota, Fungi, Ascomycota, Dothideomycetes, Acrospermales, Acrospermaceae. Gene Ontology annotation, biological process: protein import into nucleus; poly(A)+ mRNA export from nucleus.